AUGGUCUACCAAGCUUCUAGAAUCGCUUACAAAUCUGCCCCAGGCGCUCUCCACGUCUUGAAGGCUUACACUCCAAACCUCAUCUUCUUUGGUGCCGCUGCUGGUGGUCUUGUCUUCACCCUUACUGAACGUGUCCCAUUGUUCAGAAACACCUUCCUCAAGAAAAUUCCAGUCGUUGGUGACCACUGGGAUGUCAAGAUCGACCCACAAGACACUUACUACUAA
Saccharomycopsis crataegensis is the source of this 225-nucleotide messenger RNA. It is a transcript of the gene QCR10, whose product is annotated as ubiquinol--cytochrome-c reductase subunit 10. NCBI's taxonomy places the organism in Eukaryota, Fungi, Ascomycota, Saccharomycetes, Ascoideales, Saccharomycopsidaceae. The record is from RefSeq and is a predicted model, not a curated record. The transcript has 2 exons. Gene Ontology annotation, biological process: mitochondrial electron transport, ubiquinol to cytochrome c. Bases 1 to 225 code for a protein of 74 amino acids.